Messenger RNA from Fusarium redolens, 1762 nucleotides. Its product is annotated as major facilitator superfamily domain-containing protein. Gene Ontology annotation, biological process: transmembrane transport. The transcript is spliced from 4 exons. Gene Ontology annotation, cellular component: fungal-type vacuole membrane. NCBI's taxonomy places the organism in Eukaryota, Fungi, Ascomycota, Sordariomycetes, Hypocreales, Nectriaceae. The coding region runs from base 114 to 1583 and encodes 489 amino acids. The record is from RefSeq and is a predicted model, not a curated record. Gene Ontology annotation, molecular function: transmembrane transporter activity.
UGAUUCUUCUCUUAAUAUUUCAAAAAAAAAUCCUUUUUUCUACAAGCCUUUGGGGACCUCUCGUUUGAAACAGCCGCCACUUGUGACCCCCUUCAUCUUACCCACUCACGGAAAUGACAUUCCCACAUCUAUCAUCGCACGAAUACAAAGACAAAACCAAACCGCCUUUUCAGGGAAGCGAUGAAUCUAUCAAAUCUGGAGAAGAACAGAAACAGCCAUUUACUGGCGAAAGAGUCUGGGAUGGUUGUAAUAAUAUCGAGUUUGAUUCGAAAAACAAUGAAGGCGACAUUUCUGAAGAUGGCUAUACUCAACAACAGCGUGGUCUAUCUGUCUUGGAUCGUGUCCUGAGUCGCACUUCGGUUGUGUACAAUGACCCUGGACCUCCACCCGAUGGUGGAUUUUGGGCCUGGGCUUCAGCCAUUGCUGGGCAUAUAGUUAUGCUGAACUCAUGGGGAUAUAAUAGCUCAUUUGGCGUCUUCCAAACUUACUACACAACUCACCUCGAUAACCCAGCGAGCCAAAUCUCCUGGAUAGGAUCAGUCCAAAUAUCCGCACUAUUCUUCAUGGGAACCCUCUCCGGUCGUCUCACAGAUGCCGGUUAUUUCCGCAUCACAUUCGCUGCAGGCACACUACUUACCUGUCUCGGUGUCUUCAUGACUUCUCUCAGCACUACAUUCUGGCAACUCCUCCUAUCACAAGGUCUCUGCACAGGACUAGGUAAUGGUCUGAUGUUUACUCCCAGCCUUGCUGUUGUUUCUACAUACUUCAAGAGGAGAAGAGCGUUGGCUUUUGGAAUCACUGCUACAGGAAGUGCCACAGGAGGGUUGAUAUUUCCAUCUAUGGCUCGUCAGCUGCUUGGGAAGAUUGGUUUUCCUUGGACUGUUAGAGCUAUGGGGUUGGUGCAGCUGAUCACGUUGAUCAUGGCGAACUUACUCCUGAGACCUAGAAUACCACCGAGGCAGUCGGGUCCGUGGGUUGAUAUAGCGUCGUUCAAGGAAAAGGGGUACUUCUUCUUUGCAAUCGGGAUUUUCUUCACAUUUUGGGGAACAUUUUUCCCGUUCUACUACCUUGCUUCUUUUGCAGUUUCACAAUUGGACAAGCCUCUCACAUACUCAGCUGCAUUGAAUGUCCUUCUCGUUGUCAACGGUGUCGGAAUCAUAGGCCGUUCACUCCCCAACGCCAUCGCACAUCACUUCGGAAGCAUCACGGUCCUCAUACCUGUCGUAUCCAUCUCAUCAAUUUGUCUAUUCACAUGGCCUGCGGUAUCCACAGAAGGGGGCUUGUACGCAUGGGCUAGUGUCUAUGGCAUUGUCGCUGGAGCAUCCAUGAGUUUGUUCCCUCCAGCUCUAUCAGAUUUGACAACAGAUGUGCACAAGACAGGUGUCAGAAUGGGUAUGAUAUUUACGACGAAUAGUAUUGCAACUCUUACUGGGCCGCCUAUUGCCGGCAUGAUUAUUAGACGUUCUGGGGGCCAUUAUCUAGGUGCACAGAUCUUUGCUGGUGCUUCACUCUUUUUGGGUGGGGUGUUAAUCUUUAUGGCUAAGCGCUUCAGGGCGGUGGCAGACCAGAAUCGAGCUACAUGAAUUCAAUGUCAAAGUUGAGAAAUAAAAUAACCGAUGAUCUUUGUCAUGUCAAAGCGAUGAUAAAGAAAGAGUGUCAACACGGAAGAGAAGUAGUUACUUUUAGUAACUAGUCAGGGUUCUUACAGAAUUAAUAGCAACUUUAAACUUCAGUAAUCGAGUUCAUAAUUUGAAGAGUCACG